Phytomonas sp. Hart1 is the source of this 1214-nucleotide messenger RNA. The record is from the annotation of a GenBank genome assembly. Lineage: Eukaryota; Euglenozoa; Kinetoplastea; Trypanosomatida; Trypanosomatidae.
CAUUGAUAUGCGACAGAACAUUUAAGGGUUGUUAUAAUAUUUUCGUGAUUUUUAUCAUUAGAGCGUCAUCAAUGGCCCUUAACACGUUCUACAAGGAAUUCCCACCGAACAGCGAUGAAGCUCGUCUAAAAGAAGAGGUUCGUCAACUUCUUGAGGAGAACGAUAGGUCAUAUCUUGAAAGCGCCUUAAAGUCCGAGAUGGAUCAUUUGAAGAAGCGCCAGAAAUUUGCAAACGAACUAGCAAGGCAAAAGCGAUCGAUGGAGCAGACUAUUGCGGAGUUGUCGGAGGAGUUGAAGCACCGCAAAAAUACGCGGAUGAGAAAGAAGGAGGCUUGCCACGACCUCGACGAAUUUAUAAAGCGAAAACGGCAGAUCGAUGAGAAAAUGAAGGUUGACCUUCCAGAAAUGCGCCUGGCAUCCAAAAAAACGUUCUACGAGAGGUUAAAAAACGCCGAGGAGACGUUUGAUGAGAAGCGAAAGGAGAUCGAGAAGCUGAAGGAAGAAAAUGAUGCGCUGGCGGUAGUCGUCGAGUCGCUGCAAAACGAAUACGAAAGCAUGCAUACACAAAUCACUGUUGAGCGUAAGGAGAAGCUAGAGAAAAUUAACAGCAUCUUGGAAACAAACCAAAGCUUUGCCUCCGAGGUUGAUGACCUCCACGUACGGCUGGAGGUAGUUGUGCGAGAGAAAAGCACCCUACAGAGCAGCAUGAUCGCGCUAAAGGACCAGCUGUCUGUCUAUGAAGUUCAGUACGAACACCUUGUCUCCUCAUCUGUGAACCCGGAGGACGUUCAGCGGCUCCUGGAUAAGCAGAAAGCCGACAGUGAAGCACAAAUGGGGCGUCUUCAACAGGAUAAGACAGAGGCGCUGAACCUUCGUGUAAAGCUUGAGAAAGAGCUAGCCGAGCUUCGCAGUCGCCACGUCAGUCUUAAGAAGGAGGUGUCAGACUUGGAGCGCGCGAGGACGGUGGCGGAGAAGAAAUGCCGGAAAGCUCAGGAAUGUUUGCAUAAAAUGUCCCAAGACAUUUGAAGAACUGGGGUAGGCUGAAGGGGGCACAAAGUCCGGCAGCGUGUAUGAUGAAGUGCAAAAAUUGUUUUCACAGAUAUGCACUAAGGGAUGAUCUUAUAAGUGUAUCUGUGAAAUGUAUCGUUAUUCUUUCACGACCUGAGCAUCUUUUUGUUCUGUUUUCUUUGUUUUUUACUGACUGUAUCAUGUAAU